AUGCUUGCAUCAUCACUAUUCUCACUCCUUCUCUUAUCCACUUCGGCAUUCGGUUUAUCCGACAGAAAAGCUCAUGAACUUUCGAGAUCCAGAGCAAGAGCACACUAUGGUAAACGUGAGAAAUUCACCUUCGAAGUUAACGCCAAUACUACUUCUGAUAAUACAAUCGAAAAAAGAGGUCAGCAAUACGCCAACUCAAGAGCUACUUUCUAUGAUGUCGGGUUAGGAGCUUGUGGUUGGUACAACAGUGCCAACGAUUACAUUGUAGCUCAGAACUCUGCACAAUACGGUGGAGGCUACCCUGGUCCCAACUGUGGUAGAAGCAUAACGAUUUCUUACGGAGGCAAACAAGUAACGGCCACCAUCGCCGAUGAAUGUCCGACAUGUCCUUACGGAGGUUUAGACAUGUCCAGAGGAUUAUUCACGCAAUUUGCUAGCGAAGGAGCAGGUGUAUUUUACAUGACUUGGUGGUACAACGAUGAAUCACAAGAAGCCACUACCACAUCUGAAAAACCAAAAACAACCGCUACAUCAACAUAUACACCUCCCACUUCAACUUAUGUCGAACCCUCUACUACACCCACCCCUACUUCAACAUACGUUGAACCUUCCACAUCCUCCAGUCCUACUCCUACUCCUACAUCAACAGUCGAAUCAUCUACAUCCUCUUCUGUCGUCGCUUCAGCGUCAACAACCUCAUUCCUCCCUUCAGCAUCAUCUUCAGGAUUAGCCGAUACAGUCUUACAGACCAAUGCCACCCUCCCUGCUAUAGCAAAUGCCACAAGUACAAUCAGCUCAGAAGACAGCGAAACUACUGCUCCUGUAGCAGCUUUGGGUAACUUGGUUUUAUUCAACCAAGCCGUCGCUUAUUUAGGUCAUUUAGUAGUAGUUGGUGCUGAGAACUAG
This is a messenger RNA of Kwoniella shivajii, 906 nucleotides long. RefSeq lists its product as uncharacterized. The transcript is spliced from 3 exons. NCBI's taxonomy places the organism in Eukaryota, Fungi, Basidiomycota, Tremellomycetes, Tremellales, Cryptococcaceae. Bases 1 to 906 code for a protein of 301 amino acids. The record is from RefSeq and is a predicted model, not a curated record.